Molecule: messenger RNA, 1200 nt
Organism: Plasmodium coatneyi
Lineage: Eukaryota; Apicomplexa; Aconoidasida; Haemosporida; Plasmodiidae
Exons: 1
Coding region: 1-1200 (399 amino acids)
Molecular function (GO): protein binding
Source: RefSeq, a predicted model, not a curated record
AUGUUGCAUAACAACAAAAAAAAUCCUAGCCAAGUACUGGAUGAAGGAAACCCACGGAAGAGUAACGCCGGGGAAGUAGGUACCCAUUGCAAGGCACGGGAUAAGAAGGAAAACAUAAAAAAAUCGGGAGAAGGGUAUAUUACAAAGGUGGAAGGAAGAAAAGGAAGAGCAGAUUGUGAACCACAUGAAAUUAAGCGAAAUGUUGAAAGAGAUAAAGUACUAAUUGAGUGUGAAGAGUUGCAAAAAAAAGAACUGGAGGCGUUAAAACUGAUUUAUGUGCGGGACAGAGAGCUAGCCAUUCAAAAUGAGAAUGACGAAAAGAGGGACACAAUAAUACACAUGCAAUUGAAUGAUGAAAAUAUCAGUGACAAUGUGAUAAAUUUAACUUUCGAGUUACCCAAAGAUUAUCCUCUGAAAUCGUUUUUACUCGUUGAUAUAAAUGUAAAAAAUUUCACUGCAGACAUGAACAAUUAUGUCAACCAGGAAGUGUACAAAGAUAUGCCAAAUUAUAUAGCGCAUGAAAACAGCAUUUUAAGUAUCAUUUACCGAAUUAACGAGUUGGUGGAAAAUAUACAAAACAGGGAGAAGACUUCCGUGGAUCACAGUUAUUCCUCAUCAGAAGAAAAGGAAGAAAUCGUCGUAGAGGAAGGAGCAUUUGAUCCAUCCGAAGACCAACUUAUCAAAGACCACAUACCAUUUCCAUAUUGCAGCGGAAUGACUUAUUCUCACCACAGAAGGGUGUUAGCUAGACGCCUGUGUUACUCGCACCAUAUUCUUAGUUUAGUAAAAAGAACCUACAUAAUUAAAUGGGCGAGAGAUUUAAAAAUUGGGGGAUACUCAAAAAUAGGGUACCCCGGUAUAAUAAUAUGUGAAGGUCCCAAGGAAGAGGUCGAUUUUUAUAUUAACAGUUUGAAUAAACUGAGAUGGAAGCAUUUCGACUGUAGGGGCAUGGAUGAUAUUGUCUUGAAGGAGUAUGAGGACUUGGAUGAUGCGCGAGUUCUUCCAAGGACCAUGUACGAGCUCGAUCCAAAAGGGAUGAGCACCCUGUCUAAUAUAUGCACCGAAUGCGGCUUACGCGAUUUGUUCUUAACAAGCAUGAAGAUUUACCACACCGGGGAGAAGCGAUCAACGAAUGAGGGGGGAAAGGACACCGACAGCAAUAGCAAGGACAAAAAUAAGAAGAAGAAAAAGAAGAAAUGA